Toxotes jaculatrix (banded archerfish) is the source of this 1597-nucleotide messenger RNA. RefSeq names its product claudin i (gene cldni). Gene Ontology annotation, molecular function: structural molecule activity. The coding region runs from base 174 to 812 and encodes 212 amino acids. The transcript has 3 exons. The record is from RefSeq and is a predicted model, not a curated record. Gene Ontology annotation, biological process: bicellular tight junction assembly; cell adhesion. NCBI's taxonomy places the organism in Eukaryota, Metazoa, Chordata, Actinopteri, Toxotidae. Gene Ontology annotation, cellular component: bicellular tight junction; plasma membrane.
UCUCCUACAAAUACCCCUGUUAUCACACACAACCCUUGUACAUCAGAAAACAGCAUCUUCAGAACAACGCACAGGCAAGAAGAAAGGAAGGACCUCAAGAACCACCGCACCUAAUUUUUCAAUUUUCACAUCACGUUCAGAGGGCACAGAAUUAAAAGCUUCUCUUUUCAAGAAUGGGAUCUGUUGGAGUUCAGAUUGUAUGUGUGGCCCUCGGGGUGCUCGGCCUGAUCGGGGUCAUCGUAUGCUGCGUUGUCCCUGCUUGGAAAGUCAGCUCUUUCACAGGAGCCAACAUCGUGACUGCACAGAGCAAUCAGGAUGGCCUGUGGACAAGCUGUGUGAUGCAGAGUACUGGCCAGCAGCAGUGCAAGAACUACGACUCCCUGCUGGAGUUGACCCCUGACCUGCAGGCAGCCCGUGCCAUGACCAUCAUCAGCAUCUUGUUCAGCUGUCUCAGUCUCCUCAUCCUGUUCUGCGGAGCCGACUUCACCACGUGCGUGGAGAACGAAGAUUUCAAGCCCAAGAUCAGCCUGGUGGCCGGGGUGGGUCUACUGCUGGCCGGCCUCCUGGUGAUCAUCCCUGUCAGCUGGUCCGCACACAUUACUGUGCGAAACUUCAACGAUCCCUUUGUGCCUGCUGCCAAUAAGAAGGAGCUAGGAGCAUGUAUCUUUGUGGGCUGGGGGGCCGGCGCGCUGCUCAUUCUGGCUGGAGCUCUGCUGUGCUGCUUCAGUAGGCCCAGGUCUGGCAGCUCAGGGGGAACCGCCAAGUACUACAGCAACAGCGCCUCUGCCCCCCCCAGCAAAAACUACGUGUAGUGCCUUUAUGAAAGGAACUGGAGUUUGAGAGAAAGGAUGGGAGGGCGAUUUAGCUGGUGAAAGACUAGAAAGGAACAAAGUGGGUGACACCAGGGGUUGUUUUGGAGAAGAAAAAAAAAGUCUGUAAAUAUUGAAAUCUUGUAUUAACUCUAGCUUUUUCUUACAUAGUCAAAGUUAUGCUGGUGUUAAGUUUUCAAGCUGUUUUACUAUCAGGUGCUGGGUCAUACAUAAGCUAUGUGAAUGCAAAUGGUAUACAGGCAGUAAAGUAUCAAACUUCUCACAAUUAAGCAGGUUUUAUUUGGGUUGAUGCUUUGACACAUCAGAUAUCAGCUAUGCUAUCUGAGCUACAAAACUGCUGCAUUAACCUUCUUUUUCUUUUCUGACUUCAAAAUUGUCUUUAAAGAGUUAGGUAAAAUUCAGGAUUGUGAAAAUGUUAAAAAUGUAUUUGUGAGAAGAAAAUUUUUCUCAUGGUCUAAUAUUUGAGCUCAAGAUUUAAAGAUAACAGAGCAAAAUGACUUUUUCUUAUGCUGUAGUGGCUCAUAUUUUACACAUAGUAUGUCUUUACUUUUUUUAAUAUAUAUAUAUACUGUCAGGAAAAAGCUGUCAAAAUAGUUCUCAACCAAAGGCAUCUCAGGGAGCAUCUGUGCGCACGUCUCUGAUGACACAUUCCUUCCACAUGACAAUUCAUUGCACAUUAUAAAACAUUUGCUAUUACUCAUGUAAUGUUUUGUUUCUCAUUUUAUAUGAUGAUGAGUAGAAAGGAUUAAAAGUUGGUCUUAUUCAAA